CUCCCUCCUUGCGGAGCCGGCUCCCGAGGAGACGCGCGCAGCUGACAUUGUCUUCGCACAACUAUUGCAGCGGGCCCCAGAGCUUUCUCCCUCCUGUGCACAAUGGCAACUCUUAAGGAAAAACUCAUUGCACCGGUUGCAGAAGAAGAAGCAGCCGUCCCAAACAAUAAGAUCACUGUAGUGGGUGUUGGACAAGUUGGUAUGGCGUGUGCUAUCAGCAUUCUGGGAAAGUCUUUGGCUGAUGAACUUGCUCUUGUGGAUGUUUUGGAAGAUAAGCUUAAAGGGGAAAUGAUGGAUCUGCAGCAUGGGAGCUUAUUUCUUCAGACGUCUAAAAUUGUGGCAGAUAAAGAUUACUCUGUGACCGCCAAUUCUAAGAUUGUGGUGGUAACUGCAGGCGUCCGUCAGCAAGAGGGGGAGAGUCGUCUCAAUCUGGUGCAGAGAAAUGUUAAUGUCUUCAAGUUCAUUAUUCCUCAGAUCGUCAAGUACAGUCCUGAUUGCAUCAUAAUUGUGGUUUCCAACCCAGUGGACAUUCUUACGUAUGUUACCUGGAAACUAAGCGGAUUACCCAAGCACCGUGUGAUUGGAAGUGGGUGUAAUCUGGAUUCUGCUAUGGCUGUGUGGAGUGGAGUGAAUGUGGCAGGUGUUUCUCUCCAGGAGUUGAAUCCAGAAAUGGGAACAGACAAUGAUAGUGAAAAUUGGAAAGAAGUGCAUAAGAUGGUGGUUGAGAGUGCCUAUGAAGUUAUCAAGCUAAAAGGAUAUACCAAUUGGGCCAUUGGAUUAAGUGUAGCUGAUCUUAUUGAAUCCAUGCUGAAAAAUCUAUCCAGGAUUCAUCCAGUAUCAACAAUGGUGAAGGUAAGACAAACUACUGCAAAAUGUAAUAUUAUUUCUAGCAUCGUAUUCUAUAAACAACUGCACAUUAAGAGAACAUAUUUUGAUAUUAAAAUGCCUAUGUCGCUGGUAACUGGAGUAGGUGGUCCAAGGCAGGUCCCGGACCCCACGGUCAUGGAAUGUGUAGUGGCCCGAUUGCAGAAUGGAGGAUGGACACAGAAAGAAACACACAGACACAAACAAGACGUACAAGACUGCAGUGGCCGAUUCCACCAGUCGUUUUAUUUAUAUACUUUUUCUAUGUCCGGCAGCUACUUUCUGGUUCUGCAGUUCAGUGCCCAACGAACUCAAGAUUUAGUAAGGGCUGCUCACCCUAGACCUACUAACCCUCCCUCUGACAAAGCUUCAUUCCAGGUGCAGCCUGGAGAUCUCAUCUGGAUAAAGAAGCUUCAACCGGCUACUUUAGAGACCAAGUGGACUGGACCUCUGCCGGUGAUCCUCACCACCCCAACAGCCGUGAAAGUCGCAGGAAAGCGCCACUGGAUUCACCGUACCCAGAUCAAGAAGGCGACUCCGGCUCAACCCACUGAGGAGCCGUUAAAGAUAAGACUUUUAAAACACACUUCUGGAGCACUUUGA
This is a messenger RNA of Propithecus coquereli (Coquerel's sifaka), 1467 nucleotides long. It is a transcript of the gene LDHB, whose product is annotated as lactate dehydrogenase B. Bases 103 to 1467 code for a protein of 454 amino acids. Lineage: Eukaryota; Metazoa; Chordata; Mammalia; Primates; Indriidae. Gene Ontology annotation, molecular function: oxidoreductase activity, acting on the CH-OH group of donors, NAD or NADP as acceptor. The transcript is spliced from 10 exons. Gene Ontology annotation, biological process: carboxylic acid metabolic process. The record is from RefSeq and is a predicted model, not a curated record.